Messenger RNA from Drosophila innubila, 4095 nucleotides. RefSeq lists its product as uncharacterized. Lineage: Eukaryota; Metazoa; Arthropoda; Insecta; Diptera; Drosophilidae. The record is from RefSeq and is a predicted model, not a curated record. Gene Ontology annotation, molecular function: protein binding. Bases 1025 to 3814 code for a protein of 929 amino acids. The transcript has a single exon.
AGUCGAUGAUUGCUGCCGAGCGGUUGGUUGGGUCGGCGUCGUUAAAACGUGUAUGCACAGUGUGACUUCGUUAUCCGAAAUGUGAAGCACAUGUGAAAUCAUUAUUGCAAUGCUAAUAAUCAAGUUGCUCAAUCAUGAUAAUAAUGAUGUCAAAGUGAAACAGUUAAAAAUCAAUGUGCAUAUCUAAAAAGCGAGUGAUAUCAAAUAUAUAAACUCAUCACGCGAACCUCGCACGCCAACAAACCACCCUCCAACCUUCACCCCUUCACUUCGACGAGUUAACAUCGUGAAGUUUCGUGUGUUUUCUUCGUCCUCGCGAAUUUGUGUAACUUGGAACAACGGCCAAAAUAGAUUCAACGUCCCGUCCAACGGUUCUAACGCUGUUGUGAUUGCUGGCCACGAGGUCAAAACGCACAAGACGUAACAAAAAUAAAAAUAUAAAAAAUACACAAAAAUAAAAGAAAAGGAAAAGCAGAGAAAAAUACGAAAACGCGAUGAAAAUUAAAGCUUUGCGUGGCAAAACUCGCUAACCAAAAAAAAAGUGAACAAAAUAUAAAGAAAAAUAGCGAAAGCAAUAUUAAGAAAAGGAAAAAUUGUAGCUUGCCAGUUGCGUAAAAAUUUCGCUUUUCUGUCUGUGGCUGUGUGUAUGUGUUGUUGUUUUUUUUCGGGAGAAAGAAAAACGAUUAUCAUCUGGUCGGCUCCUAUAAAUAACGUCGAGUCAGGCGCCGCUAAUUACGCCAAAACAUGAAAAUAUUUACAACAAUAACAACAAGCACAACAACAACAACAACGAGAACAGCGCGAAAAACUGAGCAAUUAAUCAAUUUUCCGCUUGACCAAUAUAUAAUAAAUUCAUUUGACGCUGAAUCCGCACGGAAGUUUGCACUAUUAUCAUAAUUAAAAAAACCGAAAUAAAAAUAAAGGACUCCCAACGUGGCAUAUCAGCUCUUAGCCAGUUUGGCAUGGCCUGAAGCACGCUUACCACAACCUUAUCAGUUUUGUACACACACACACACACACAAACAUGAUUCAUAUGAGAAUGAUGAUGCUACUCCUGCUCCUAAUCCUGCCCAGCUCUCUGUUGGCCAGUCGCUACAGCUAUGCGCAUGGAGUUGGUUCCAGUUCCAGUUCCGGUUCCGGUUCCAGUUCCAUUUCCUCAUCGAAAUCAUCACAGAAUGAGGUGUAUCCCAUAGCCGAUAGUCAGCCCAUGACAGAUGAUGGUUAUGUGGCUGCAUCGCCAGGACCUCCUUCACUAUAUUAUCCUGCCAGCGACCUGGACAAUCCUGUCCAGCAAUUGAGCAGCUGUCAAACAGUCUGCGCUUGCAAAUGGAAGGGCGGCAAACAAACUGUGGAAUGCAUCGAUCGUCAGCUCAUCCAAAUACCCGACAACAUUGAUCCCAGCACACAGGUCCUGGACAUGUCCGGCAAUAAACUGCAGACUCUAUCCAACGAACAGUUCAUCCGGGCGAAUCUUCUGAAUCUGCAAAAACUCUAUUUGCGAAAUUGUCGAAUUGGCGAGAUUCAAAGGGAAACCUUCAAAGGAUUGACGAACCUGGUGGAGUUGGAUCUAUCACAUAAUCUGCUGGUCAAUGUGCCAAGUUUGGCCCUGAGUUACGUUUCCUCCCUAAGGGAACUGACCCUCGCCUCCAAUCACAUUCACAAGAUCGAGCCGAAGGCAUUUGGAAGCACGCCAUCUUUAAAUAAACUCGAUCUCUCCCAUUGCGAUAUACAAACCAUCUCGACUCAGGCAUUUAUUGGCCUUCAGGGAUUAACCACACUCCGUCUCAAUGGCAACAAGCUCAGCGAACUGUUGCCCAAGACAAUUGAGACAUUGAGUCGCCUGCAUGGAAUUGAGUUGCAUGAUAAUCCCUGGUUAUGUGAUUGCCGUUUAAGGGAUGCCAAAAUCUGGCUGAUGCAAAGGAAUAUACCAUAUCCUGUGGCACCCGUGUGUGCCGGCGGACCUGAAAGGAUCAUCGAUCGCAGCUUUGCGGAACUCCAUGUGGAUGACUUCGCCUGUCGUCCCGAAAUGUUGCCCAUCUCCCACUACGUGGAGACCUCAAUGGGGGAGAAUGCCUCAAUUACAUGCCGCGCAAGCGCAGUUCCCGCUGCCAGUAUCCAUUGGUAUUGGAAUGGUCGUCAGUUGGCCAACAAUAGCGCCUUUAGCGCCUAUCAGCGUGUCCAUAUGUUCGAGCAGCUGGAGCGAGGAUUCGAGAAGCGCUCCAGACUCGUCCUAACCAAUGCCCAGGAAACGGAUUCCAGUGAGUUUUAUUGCGUUGCCGAGAAUCGGGCGGGCAGCGCCGAGGCGAACUUCACGCUCCAUGUGAGCAUGAGGGCGGCGGGCAUGGCAUCCCUGGGCAGUGGACAGAUUGUUGGACUCAGUGCAGCAUUGGUCGCACUCAUCGUGUUCGCCUUGGCGGCCAUCAUGUGCCUGUUGCUGCGGGUGAAGCGUCAGCCGUAUGUGGACAGCAAGACACCGAACCACAUGGAGGUCAUCACCUCGGUGAAUCAUCAGAAUUCCAUAACGAACAAAACGCAGCCGGCAACGGGCAAUGGCAGCAUUGCUGGCAUCGUUAUAGCCAAUGGUGCAGUGGCCAAUUGUAUUGAUGGUUGCAACUCUGGAGGCGUCAGCACCUUGGAGCGCAAGGGCAGCAAUGGCAACGGAGGUGGAGGCGAAGGGGCAGGAGGUGGAGGUGGAGGAGGAGGAGGAGGAGGAAGGUCCUCCAGCUCAACGUAUGCGAAUACAAAUGCAAAUGCGAAUCCUGUCCAGAAACCACCACGCCUCACAGACAUCGCCUAUUCCAAUCAAUGCUAUGACAAUGCCGGCAGUGUCCUUUCCACCGCUUCCUGCUUCAUCUCGCCCAGCGCCUCAACGGGACACGGCAACAAUCCGGACUUGAUAAAUGAUACCAAACGAUUUGGCAGCGAUGAGUUUGCCGAUCUCAAGCUGCCGGCCAUGUUGGGCAACGAAUUGGUUGGCGGUGGCAGCGGUGAGUACAGUCGCGCCAAUGGCUGUGACUCCCUGUAUCCAUCCGGUUUGUGGGAGCACACGGCCGCCAGCUCGGCGGAUGAUCUUUUCAUGAAACGCUAUACGGACAAGACGCCCAUCAUUGACUCCACUCAACUGUAUGAUCUUCACGAGCGCACUGCGGCCAGCGAUUAUUUCAGCAAGACUUUUCCCCGGACACACCUGCAACACAGUGGGGCAGCUCAGAGUGGUGCAGCUGCAGCCUCGACCACAUCCACAGCCACCACGAAUUUAUCGAGUGGUUCUGGAUCUGGAUCCGGAUCUGGCUAUCCCAAUGAUUAUGGUUUGCCGCUGGUUCCCGGCGCCGAGCAUCAACAUAAUCAUCAGCUGCAAAUGCAUCCGUUGCAACAGUUGCAACAACAGCUCACAACUACGCUCAAUCAUCAUCAUCAGCAACAGCAGCAGCAGCAACAGCAUCAUCAUAGCUCCAGUUCGAGUCCACACUUCAGUAGCCGCACCCUGCCACGCCUACACGAUGCAGGGGGCGGCGGUGGUAGCCGUGGUGGCGGUGGUGGCGGUGGUGGCAGCAGCAGCAAUAGCAAUGCCUCGGCCAGUUCAUCUCCCACGCCAGCCAAACAAAUCUCAGCAUCAGCGAUGGCAGCAACCACUUCCAGUUCCUGCUCCAUAUUGGCCAAUGGGCAACCCGUGAAUGCCAAGACGAUACGGGUGUGGCAAAAGGGGGGCGUGCCCGUCCUGCCGCCCGUAACCGCAUUGAAAAGGGCGUUAAUAAGCAGCAGUCGCAACUCCCCAGACGAGGGCUAUCAGGAGGGUUGUGGCACAGAUGUCUAAGUCCCAACACUUUUUCAUUCUUAUCCCUUUCCCCUCCCUCAAGCAGAACUGACUAAACUUAACAAAAAAAAAAAAAAAUAACAAAUAACUACAAGAAAAAUUAUUGUAAUUUUCGUAAGGGAAAUUCGCGAGUAAUUCAAGCGAAUUUGUGGCGAAAAAAAAAAACAAAUUUUUGUGCAAGCAAAAACUGUUUGUGAUACGUGUCUGAUUAAAAGAUAUAAUGCUAAUGAUGAUAAUAAGAAUUUUCAAUGAGAUAAAAGCAAAGCGUAAACAAAACAUUA